AUGCCGAAGAUGAUAUUGCUUCUUCUAGCUGGAGAUAGCCUUGGUAAUACAACUGUAUGGGAUGUUAACACUCAUAUAUGCAUACACAUUCUCUCAUCUGAUACUACUGAAAUAAGUACUAUGUCUUCCUGUGGUCCAUAUGAUUUUGUUACAGGAAGUAUAAAUGGUUCGUUGCACUGUUGGCGUUUAGAUCUGGAAUUUUUCAGCAAUGAACAAGUUUCGACCAGUCAGUAUGAUUCAUUCAACAGAAGCAGUAUUGGUCAUAGUCACAUUAGUAGGAUAAAACAAGUUAAUGUAAAAUUGAUUAAAUCGAUUUAUCAAUUUGAUCAAGCUACAAUUUUGUCAUCAUGCUUUGAUUUAGAAGGACAAAUUGGCGUUGUUAGUACAAGUAACUGUAAUUUAUGGUUUGUGGACUGGUCUGAAGUUGAAGCAGACUCUAACCAACACAAUUCACUGUUGGCAGAUUCAAUCUUAGAAGAACAAAAUGGUGUAACAGUGUUAAGUUGUGGACAUAAAACACAAAUUACAGGAUUAGCAUGGUGGUUAAAAUCUGAGCAGCAGUUAGUCCAUGAUUACACAGAUCAGGUCUUCAACACUGACUUAACUCAUAUGAAUUACAUACUAGUCACAUGUUCAUUGGACGGAAGUGUACGUCUUUGGAAUCCAGAAACGCGUCAACUAAUUUCCGAGUUACAGAUUAAUGAAUCAAUUCGAAAUUCAGACAAAUCUAUUGGUGCAGUUAACUUGUGCAUAUUAAACUAUCCUGGUGUGAUGUGUUCUGGAUUAGAAAUCAACUCAAAUGAUAAAUCGACAUCAUUUAAUGAAGGUGAACAGUGUGGAAAAUCACCAGGUUGUUUGGCUGUUGGUUACACUGAUACAAGUGUACGAUUAUUUUGCUUACAUAAGAUGUGUAUUGUCAGCCAGUGUGAAUCAAUAUUUCCACAGUUGGAUGAUCAAAUUACGGCACUAAGCUUUUGUAGUCCAUAUUACCUAAUUGUUGGAACAAAAAAUGGUCUACUUAUUUUAUUAUCACUUACCGUUGAGGAUAAAAGUGAAUUGAAUACUAACAACAUAGAGAAUGAGAAACCUCAGCCAAUUGUAAUAAAACGAAUUAUGAAAGAUCAUUUAGUAUUUAAUCAAACCCCUACGCCAAUAUAUUGUUUAGACACCUAUUCAAAAGCUUUAUCAUAUAAUUAUUACUUGAAUAAAUUACAAGAUAAAAAGUAUUCCACUAGCCUGAUAUCUAACAGUUGUACAAAAUGGAAUUCAUGGAAGUUGGAGGUGGAGGAAUAUAAACAAUCUCAGUCGUGGAUAUGCCUUGCGAUUGGCGCAGAAAAUCGUUUAAGUGUUUGGAAUUUAUCAAUUUGUUCAAAUAAGUGUCAUAAUCCACUACGAUUUUACUUAAUUGGUUGGUUACCACUGGAAUUAUUACAAUGGAAUAAUUCUAACAAUAAUAAUACUAAUCAUGACAAUACAAACAAUAGUGUUAAUAAAAACGAAGCUGAUGAAGUUUCCUUUCAUGCAAUGUUUUUGCCGUUAAAAGAUUUAAAACAUACGUUGGGAUUACUGAAUUAUGAAAAUAAUCAAACCAUACAUGAUAAGCAUAUCAAUCCUUAUAUCCUAAUUUAUGGAUCAUACACUUCGACAGAUAUAACAUACCUCUGGAUAUAUUCAAUGGAUGACUUGAUUAAGACUCAAUCUAAGCCAUUAUCAUGGUUACAGAUAAGCGGAAGAGUGGAAUUAAUUAGUCCUGUGUUCAUAUGUCCACCUACUACAACGACUAAUGACACAAAUAAUAAACUUUUACCAGAUUUACAUAUGAUUCUACUAACAUCCCAAGAAAAUCGAACUGAAAUACUAGUAUCAAAGUUCUAUUCAAACGGUUUACUAACUAAAUGGAGAAAAUAUAUUGGACCUCAACGCGUACCUGAUAAUGGCAUGAAGGAUGUGCAUGCUCAACAUUCUAUCAGAUCUUUUCCUUUAAUGAAAACUACUAUUACAUCGGAAAAAGACAAACUAUACAUUGCUGCAGCUUAUGGUAAAGAAUUGAUGAUAUUGGAAAUGCCUAACACUCAAGAAAACAAUCCGUUACUCAAUAACUAA
Messenger RNA from Heterobilharzia americana, 2103 nucleotides. The record is from the annotation of a GenBank genome assembly. NCBI's taxonomy places the organism in Eukaryota, Metazoa, Platyhelminthes, Trematoda, Strigeidida, Schistosomatidae.